Helicoverpa armigera (cotton bollworm) is the source of this 6164-nucleotide messenger RNA. RefSeq names its product dentin sialophosphoprotein. Bases 163 to 1668 code for a protein of 501 amino acids. The transcript has 2 exons. Lineage: Eukaryota; Metazoa; Arthropoda; Insecta; Lepidoptera; Noctuidae. The record is from RefSeq and is a predicted model, not a curated record. Gene Ontology annotation, biological process: cytokine production; positive regulation of transcription by RNA polymerase II.
CCAUAUUUUUUACAAAAAGAAUUUCGAAUAUCGAUAUUGAAACACACGAUGCAAAGCACCGCGCAUAAUAGGACAUCACUACUAACUUCAAUUUUAAAAAAAUAAUAAAAACUUUAAAUUAUUUGAUUAAUGUAUUUGUGUGGUGUAACUUGAAUAGGUACAAUGUCUUCAUCGGACUCGGAUUAUGAUAUUUACGGAAAUAUAGCACAAAAACUAGAGGAAAUAAAAAACAGCUUAUUAAAAGCUGAAACUGCUGUUACGAGCAACAGAACUGACAUCGGUCCAAGUAGCUCAACAUUACCGACCGUAACUGUUGAUGAAGAGUUAAACAGCCCUGUGAACAGUACGGAUAACAAUACGAAGGCAAAACCGAGGCGAGGCCGUGGAGAUAGGCGCAAAGCUUCCAGUAAUAGCUGUGGCUCCAGUAACAGAACUGACGUCGGUCCAAGUAGCUCCACAUUACCGACCGUAACUGUUGAUGAAGAGUUAAACAGCCCUGUGAACAGUACGGAUAGUGAUGAAUACACAUUAGACGCGAUUAUAGCUAACAAUACGAAGGCAAAACCGAGGCGAGGCCGUGGAGGUAGGCGUAUAGCUUCCAGUAAUAGCUGUGGCUCCAGUAACAGAACAACCAGGACUGUGCGAGCUAGACGGUCUGCCAGGCAGAGUACUAGCAAUUCUAAUGAAGAUGACACUUUUGAUAAAGAAGAUGCUCCUACAACCUCAAAUAGGGGCCAACGUGCUGGCAAAGGGCGGUCUCCCCGUGCUGGCAGAGGGCGGUCUCCCCGUGCUGGCAGAGAGCGCUCUACCCGUGCUGCCAGAGAGCGCUCUACCCGUGCUGCCAGACGGCAGUCUGCCGGUGCUGGCAGAGGACUGUCUACCCAUGCUGGCAGAGAGCGGUCUACCCGAGCUAGAAGCAGGGGAGUGUCCUCCAGAGAAAGGGGACGCACGGCAAGAAAUGAGUUAAUCGAAAUAUUCGAUGAUUUUUCCUCCCCAGACAGACGUUCUCCAGUCACUUCCAAUGAUUGUCCUAUAAUAAGCAUUGGUAAUACGGAUGAGUAUCCAGACCAAUGUGAAAAUCAGCAGCUGUUCUCGUCAAAUGUGAGACGUCCUAGCGAUGAUGUUGAAAUUGUAGACAUGGACUCUCUAGAAGAUGAUAAUGAAGAAAUGUCCGUCAAAGUCUACUGGCGUAGUUUAGAAAUAUUCAAAUUCAAUAUAAGAAAGUACCAGAAAAUAACUCAAUUAUUUAAUUAUUUUAGCGAAAAAGAAGGUGUUAGUAUUAACCAUUUGGUUUUUAUUUAUAAUGAUAAGAUAUUAAAAAUGGAUGAUACACCGGAUUCUAUAAACUAUAAUAUUGCUAAGUUUAUUGAUGGAGGUAUUGUUGAUCAGGAUGUGCGAGAGUUAACUGCGGGGAAUAAUGAAAAUAAUGAAUCCAGUGGCUUUAAAUUAAAAUUCCAAUGUCAAAAUAAGAAGAAACCAUUUGAAACAUUUAUGAAUCCUCAUGAGAAAUUAAUGUUGGCUAUGAUAAAAUGUGCAGAGCAUUUAGAAACACCUUUAGAGAGACUUAAGUUUUAUUUCGAUGGAGAUUUAAUAUCAAGUAAAAACACACCUCAAGAUCUGGAGUUAGAAGGAGGCGAGUGUAUAGACGUUAAGAUAAGUAGCUUAUAGAUAUUUAUUUAUAAUUUUUUUUGUCAUUUAUUUAUACAUAUAUUUUACAUUUUUUUAACAUAUAUUUUACACUUUUAAAUAUUAAAUAACACAAUAUUUAUUAUUACUAAAGUUAGUUACUAUAAUAUUAAUAGUAUUCUAUUACUUGGGGUGGUACAAGUAAGACUACACUCAUAAACUUGGAACGUGCACAAAGAGAUGUAUUAAAAGUCAGUUGUUUUCUACCCAGACUACACCCUACCUUUGAACUGUAUCAACAUUGCAAAGUUUUGACUGUUAGACAGCUCUUCAUUCUAAUGACAGUUCUCAAAAAACAUUCUUUGACACACAACUCAAUUAGUACUUCCCAGAAUAAAAGGAUCCCCACUGUAUCUAAAUAUAUAAAACUCAAAGGUGACUGACUGACUGACAUAGUGAUCUAUCAACGCACAGCUGAAACCGCUGGACGGAUCGGGCUGAAAUAUGGCAUGCAGGUAGAUGUUAUGACGUAGGCAUCCGCUAAGAAAGGAUUUUGAUCAAUUCUACCCCCAAGGGGAUAAAAUAGGGGAUGAAAGUUUGUAUGAAACUUUGUCAAUUUUAAACCGAUCGGACUGAGACUUUGCAUGCAUAAAGCUACUAUGGCGUAGGCAACCCUUAAGAAAGGAUUUUGAUAAAUUCCAUCCCUAAGGGGAUAAAAUAGGGGAUGAAGGUUUGUAUACAUCUUCUUAGAUUUUAUCAAGAAGUCCUGAUGACGAAUCAGAAUUUUAUGAUGACGUUCGCUUAAAUACGAUUUUGAUUAAUUCAACCCCCAUUCAACCCCCACGGGUGAUAAAAUAAGGGAUGAUGAAGGAUGUAAAAUGUAUUAGUUUGAGCCUAUCAGUACGUAAUGGAACGAACAAAAUAAUGUUUAGUUCUAAUAAAUGUUGAGAAGUUCUGCCUACCGCUAUUAGAUGGCGCUGUGCAUUUUCGUCUCAUUUCUGAAUCGCGGUGUUAAGAUUCUCCGCCAGUUAAUUACCUUCGAACUGAACUGUAGGUAAUCUGUUUGUUUGAUUGCUGCGGAUUGCCUUCCUCACUGAUAUAUUAAACAUAAAUAUUUCUAGCGGAUUAUAUUAGUAAAGAAUAUUGUGUACAAAGAAGUUUUGUAGGCUCUAAUUUUUUACACACGCUAAACAAAAGUAAAGCCGCAAAAACCAUACCUAAUUAAUAAUAAUACUUCUUAACGCGAGCGAAGCCGCGGGCAAAAGCUAGUGCACAAUAAACAGGUACAACACCAGUUUCUCACAUAAUUUUUUUUGGUUUUCUUGGGACAUUCCUUUACAAUAAAAUAAACCAAAAAUUACAUAUCGUUACCAAUACUAAAUUACAAUGUAAGAAGAAACUGACUACAUGGCUUCAAAACUUAGAUUAUGACUCAACAGAAAAAUUAUUAAAACCUAUAAACUAAGCUAAAUUAGUAAUUAUUUAUAGUAAAAAAAAAACCUUCAUUGUAGGACUACACGUCAAACACUAUUGAUACCUAUGCUAUUUAUACAUAUUGAUAACUAAUAAUGCAAAACAUAAAUUAGAUAUAAAAUAAAAAAAUAAAUAAAAUAAAAUUGAUGAUAUUACCUAAAAUAUGAAACAAAAAUUAAAAUUAUUAAAUACACCACUACUAACUACCUACUAAAUUAAAUUUAGAAAAAAUAAAAGUACUUUGCUAACUAAAAAACUUUCUAGGAUUAAUUCAUCUGCCCUACCACAAAUUUUAUAUCCUAAAUAAAUUAUAUUUUAAGACUUGAUUAGUAAUUAAACUACAUUUGAUCUCAAAAUGACUACACUUUUAAGUUACUAUUAAUUAGAAAUUUCGCCAUCGUAUGUACUAUGUGCAUAAUUGUGAAUGUAAUUGUACCCACGGAAAAGUGGCUCUUAAUAUUAAGUUAAUUUUGUGUUAUUAUUAUUUAUUAUUGAUAACGCGUAUUCAUAAGUGGAAAAAGCUAUAAUUAUAUGUUAUGUGUUUAUUAAUUAUAUGUUAUGUAUUAUUGCAAAUAAACAUUUAAAUAUUUAAAUGUUUAUUUGCAAUAAUAAGUGCAGUGACUUAUGUUUGUUAACGUAUUCCUAUUUUCUGUUAUUUUAAUUUAUCUAUGGUAUAAGCAUUACGAUAAUAAGCAUAGAUGUAUUUUAGAUUUCUCUUUGCCUCUCUCCUUACAAAAUGUACUGUAUAAAAUUCAAUAGUAAUAAUGGUGAUCUGUAACACAGGGGUAACUUUAAGCAGACAUCAUUCUCUUAGAAAUGCAACUUGUAUUGUAAUGUACUUUAACACUGUAAUUGAAGAGAAAAAUAAAGAUUUUUUUAUUAUUAUUAUGUCUCUUCCAGACCUCGGGACUACAGAGUCCCGGAUUUUUGGGAGGCGAACGUGGGGCCGAAGCCAACGCGCUGAAGCCCUUUUGAGACAACUUUAAUGAAAUGGUGACACAAAACCGACGAUUAUCCCUGUAUACACUAUAGAAAUGUACCCAAGGACAAUCCCCGGUUCUGUGCUAAACUAUUGCUAACUAUGGAUGAAAACUACUUGGGCUAUUGUGAUGGGAUGCUAAUGGACUAGGAAUGGGGAAACUACGGGAACUAUGGCACCUGCCGAUGACAAUGUAUUAAAUACAUGUUAAAAUGGCAGGUGGAGACUCGCCAACUCACUUACUGGGCCCCCGGGAAUCAGUCACUGAAAAGCAACAAGAGGGCAACAGGGACAUGAGCGGCUGAGAAGGAUGAGGAUACCUCGGCGGACUUUAAACGCAGAUCACGCGCUCCCUGUGGGUCCAGCAUCACCGGCCCACUCGCCACUUACCACGAGGCACCUACCCUCCGAGCAGGAUUAACCUUGCUCUAGCGACUCCACUCUGACCGGCCGAUGAAGGCAAGCCAAGAGGAUUAUUUAUUAUUACUUGUAUAGUCAAUAUAAUCAAUAGUAUUAAUAUCAAUGUAAUCAAUUUAAUUUUCAAUUUUUGUAUUAUUAUAAUUUAAUGCAUGCUGUGAUUUCCUAUAAUUAAGGAAACACAAGAAAAGAUAAUAUUUGUUCCUAAAACUUGUCUGUAAUGUGUAUUUCUUGUUGGAAAUCCAAAUAAAUAAAUAAAUAACACAACAGAGUACAUAGAUUGUAGUAAACAAAAAUAUGUUUUGCGGCGUUAUAGUAUUAUUUUAUGGGUGUUUACCUAAGGAUUUCUUGUAGCAACAGUAAAUACACUGCAACUGUUAUGUAUGCCACACCUGGCAUCUACCAAUAAAAUGUACCGGUACAAUUUACGUAAAUGAAAUAUCUACGUGUACUAGAUAAAAAGUAUUAUAAAAGACACAAGAUAACUUAAAAAAGGCCUUAGAUUGUUUGAAAAAUAAACCGAAAAAUUAAAAUUUUAUUCCGAAUACUUUUCCAUAUUUUAUUUUAUUAACUACAUAAUUAAUAUUCAAAUCUAUUUGAAUAAUAUUUUUCAUAAACAUGUUUGUACUUUUAGUUAAUAAGAAUCACUUUAAUCUCAUUUAGAGUAUGAAGUACAAUUUAGGAAACCUAAAAUACAAUUAAGGAAACCGGUUUCCUAAAUUGUACUUUUUGAGACUUUUUAAAAAACUUUAUUUUCAUAUUUAUUUUUGAAAUUCUUCAUUUUCUUUCAAUGUAAAAUUAUUGCUAAUAGAACAACCUUUUUAUUUAUAGUAAUAUAUUCCCUUAAAAUAAAGUAGUUUUUGUGGUAGCUUGUGAAGUUUGUUAACUGGUACAAUAUAGGCAACUCUCAUAUAUUAGUAAUAGAAGUAGUAUAAUUUAAGUAAGUUUAAUUUAUUAUAUUUCUAGCAUAUCAAUAAUAUUUAAGAUUCUUUAUUUGUAACGCCUUCAAAGAAGGAGUCAGUUGAUUUCAAUGAAACUCAGAGAUACAUGAUAGUACCUCCUUUAUCUAAAUAAAAUCUAAGGCUAUUCACUGGUAACUGAUAAAGUAUCAAUUACUUAUCGAAUAGUUAAUGCAGCUCAUAAUUUUUGCCAAGUAUUGCUAUCCGAGAUCUGUGAAGCUAAUAGUUAUAGUUUAUUUGUCAGAUAGGUUCCUGAUAUGUUAUCAGUAACCGGUGAAACAAGCUAUAAAUGAUGAAAGUAUGAUAAACCAAAGAACCAACCUCUCAAGUAUGAACCUCUCAAGUUGUCUUUUACAUUAUUUUGUUUGUUGUUAUCUUGAUAUUUGGUUGAGGGUCCGUUCAGGCAGACUGGCUCGGAGAGCAGAACAAAUUGUUAACACGUUGAAAAUUUAGUAGGUACUUAGUAUUUGAAGUAAGGUUUAUCGUGUAUUUUUUUUUGACGUUUGGCUCCGUUUGCAUGCUUUUUAAUGCUCGCGCAGUUGAUGGGCUCCGGUCUGUGUGAAAAGAAAAAUGCGCGCGAUGCUCUCCGACCCUGUGUAUCUGAACGGACCCUUACGUUAAAGUUAUUAUGUUGCUUUAGUUGUUCAUAAGACUGAUUCUGUGAUUUUGUUUAACAUUGAUCUCAAUAAAAAGUAAAAUUUUGAUUAUAA